GGAAAGCUGACAGCGCCCUGACAAAGUCCUGCUGGUUGACAUCUUUCACCGUGACACUAGGCAUCUGAAAAGCGAGUUGAAGUCAAAGACUCAAAAGGCUUUUCAAGAAGUGUGGUGCAGUCAGCAGCAGACGAGGAGAAAGAAGACAAACAGUGGAGAUUUGAUUCAGCCUUUGAGACAACCACAGCUUUUUCAUUGAAGACAGGAUUUUUUAUCAGAGGCAGAGGGGCUUCAGACCAGCUAUCUGUAUCCCUGAGUGAAGGAGUUUGUAGAGUCUCACCUCUUCAUUGGCUGACAGCGGGGGUGACAGACAGACCCCCAGGAACGCAAUGGUCAACUAAAGAAGAUCCCCAAGUGAGAAGAGAGAGCCAUGGGAAAAACCUCAAACUAGAUUCCGGUUGUGAGAGGUGUGAUCCGGUCCAGUUUGUGCAGACGUGUCAAGACGGAAACGUAUGAUGUCGGACUGCAACGGCAUCGGUAACAAACAACGGUGCAGACCCAACUGAAGCAGUCCAAGCUGAAGGCAGCACAAUGGAAAAAGAAAUGAAAAUGGCUGAGAAAGAAGAAGAAGAUGCUGCGAGUAAGGGAGAGUCCAGUGUAGAUAUGUCCAACAACAGUCCAACUAAAAGAGGAACGGGGAGGCCAAAAGGUUCUAAGAAGUUGCAGGUUUGUGUUACAGAUGUAAACCUAAUGGAGCUGGUUUCAGGCAUUUCAAAUGGAGAGUCCACAACGCCCCCAAGGGGAAGAGGGCGUCCAAAACUCUCAACACACACAGUACAGCAAGGAUCAGGAGACGACCAGGCUGAUAAUUCUGUGCAAACUGGUAGGGGUCAAGAAAGCCCGAAAGGGUCAGGGUCCAAGAAACUGGCCAGUAAUGAAGACCAUUCUCCUAGGAAAAGAGGCAGGCCAUUAGGGUCUCUGAACAAAAGCACCCUUGAAAAGGCUGCUGCCGCAGAUUUACCGAAUGGUGGUUCUGAUACACCAAAAAGGGGAAGGGGUCGUCCUAAAGGAUCCAUGAAGCGCAAGUCAGAAACCGUUACAAGUGGUGCAGAGGAUGAAGGCAGUUCUGCAACACCUAGGAAAAGGGGUCGACCGAAGGGCUCUCCCAAUAAGAGACCCCGGCUUGAGAGAGAGGUGAACAGUGAAGGGGAGGAGCAGGAUGUGUCAAAUGGUAUCUCAAAGACGCCUCGGAGAGGGAGAGGAAGGCCAAGAAAAAGUAUUAAACAUGAGAGCAAGCAUCAACAAAAACAGGUUUCAGGUGGCUCACAGCCAACUAAGAGAGGUAGAGGUCGACCAAAAGGCUCUUUAAACAAGAAACCCACUGCAUACAAGGUGCAAGGUAAGGUAGGACGCCCACGGAGAGAACUUGUUCCGAUUGAAAGAACAGAAUCAGUCAUCCCCAUAAAAAGAGGUAAGCGUGGGCGACCAAGAAAACAACCAGCUAAAAGGGGAAGGCCAAGGAAGUACCCUUUGCCGUCACCAGAAGAGCUGAAAAAGCCCAAAGUAUGGAAGCCACUGGGAAGGCCGAGGAAAUAUGCACGUGUUGAUCCUCCGGAGGGAGCCCCACCAGCCCCUCGCCGAAGCCGUGGUCGGCCUCGCAAGUCCGAGUCUAAGAAAGGUGCUCACUUACGCAAAAGUUUGCCUACCAGUCCAUCCUCACCACGCACCCCAAGUGAUGGACCCCCAAGGAAAAGGGGUCGUCCCCGAAUUAUUGUAAAAAGUGAGGAUGGCACAACACGGAAAAGGGGGCGCCCUAAAGGUUCAGUCAACAAAAAUAAAGCCAGAAAUGAAACGCAACUCGACAGCACACCCCCCAACCAUUCAAAAGCUGAUGAUUCAUCUGCUGUUGGGGUGAAAUAUGAGGAAGAGUCAGUGGUAGAGGAAGUGGCGCACGAUGUAGAGACAGUGCCAAUCCAGGACGGAGAUAAUACUGAAGAAACACUCAUCGAUCAGGAUGGAAAUUUUCAACUGUUACUACAGACAAGUCUGAACUAGCCACGGCCCCUCGACUCAACCGUGGACUCAUGGAUUUUUUUAUCGUUUCCGUUAUUACAAAUGUCAAUGUGAUGUUGACUGAGGUUUUCUUACUUCUGGAAAAGAACUUUGAAGUUCGCUUCUGCUCUCUACUGAGUGUCUGAUGAGUUUGGGGGAUUGGGAGAUAAAAUAAUGUCUAAAUUAUGUAAUGAUGUUUUUAUAAUCUCUCUCAAUGCCAUUUCACAGUUGAUCAAUAUUUCAUAUUUGAUUUGCCGUAAUUGCCAAAGCUUUGAAUGUACCGUUUAUUAGUUUUUUUUCCUCUGGUCUCUCAACUUUCUGUUACGUGCAUUCCUCGACAGAACGUAAGCUCUGUGUCUAAACGCCUUCCCACCUCUCACCGUCGCCCUGGAGGUUUCUUCCUCCAUGUGUGCUUUUUAAGUUUUUACUGUUAUUUCUCUUUAAAUUUUUACAUAUAGCUGUGAAGCCUUAUUUUUUUUAUACUGUCAUAAGAUUAAAUUCAAGUGAUUGGUUUGAUUUCACAAAAAUUAAUUUACUCGUUUUUGAGUACGUUGUGUAUAAAAAAAAAAAGAAAAAAAAAUGUGACUUGAUUUUUUUUUUCUUUGGCUAUUGCUCCAUUACUUGUAUGUCAUUAUUACUGAUAUUAACCCCUUUAUGGUCGUGGUUGUGUUUUCAACAAGAAGCCAAUAAUUUGUGAGAUAUGGUCUUGAAAUAAAAUGUCGAUCUUGCCGUUUUAUUUUUCAUGUUGUGGUGUGAUGUUUGAUAAGAAUGAAGAGGUUUCAUAUGUUGCCCCUUUCUAUUCCUAUUUGUUUUACUUUAUUUCAUUAUUUGUUUACAUAACUUAAUGUUAGUUGUAGGAAUAUAAACAGGCAGUUAUUAUCUGUUUAUUUUUAUGUAGUGUUUGAGGGUAGCAGCCCCACCUUCACCAGCCCUGUUCAAUGAUGUGAGUGAUACUCUGUGUACCUGAGUCAAGCUAAAGAUAAGAUUGUCUAUGUUGUGAAAGAUGAAUCACACCCAACUAUAAAACUGACACACGCCACAGUCCAUGAAGAAAAGAAAAACAUCUGUGUAAAAUACCUUUUACAGGGAGAAUUUGCAUAUUUGUUACGGUUAUGACCAUGAAAAAGGGGAGUUGCAUUGAACUUGUAGCUAUAAUGUACCAUCAUGAUGAGUUCUUGCUUGUUAAUUAAGCAGACACCAAUUAUAAAGGUCAACACUUGCUGCAAAAAGGAAACAUUUGUUGGAAUGUGUAAAAUUGGGAGUGUCUGUGAUUCUUUUAUGACCUGAAAAAUAUUGUUGAGCAUACAGUCUAAAAUGUUAAAUGUUUUGCUGUUUCAAAAAUGUUGCUUUUGCCUUUUUUUAAAUUUUAUUUUUUUAUUUUAUUAUUAUUGACUUGUGUAUGGAUUUAUAGCAGAAAAAUCAAUGUGGGAUCAGUUCCAUCCAGUUUACAUUUGUGUAUAUUAGCUGCAACAGAUAGUUGGUUAAUCAAUUAAUAUAAAUUAAUAGUAAACUAAUUUGAUAAUUGAUUAAUCAUUUGGUGUAACUUUUUUUAACUUGUCAAAUGUGAAUAUUUUCUGGUUUCUUUAGUCUUCAUUGACAGUAGAACAAAUAUCUGGGUUAUAGACAAAACGACAUCUGAGGAGGGCUUUGGGAAACUGAUCAACAUUUUUCACAAUUUUGACAUUUUAUAGAUCAAACGACUAAUUGAUUAAUCAAAACAAUAGUUGGAAGAUUAAUUGAUGAUGAAAAUCAUUAGUUGCAGCCCCUGUGUAUGUAGGAUUUCCCCAUAAAGAAGUAAAAAUUAACCACAUGUUCUGUAAUACUAUCUGUAUUUUCAGAAAUAAAAAAAUAAAAAACA
Messenger RNA from Thunnus maccoyii (southern bluefin tuna), 3850 nucleotides. Its product is annotated as chromosomal protein D1-like. Gene Ontology annotation, molecular function: DNA binding. Gene Ontology annotation, cellular component: chromatin; nucleus. The transcript is spliced from 8 exons. The coding region runs from base 532 to 1995 and encodes 487 amino acids. Gene Ontology annotation, biological process: regulation of DNA-templated transcription. Lineage: Eukaryota; Metazoa; Chordata; Actinopteri; Scombriformes; Scombridae. The record is from RefSeq and is a predicted model, not a curated record.